AAGUUUAACUCGAUAGCAGCGAUGGAAACAAAAAGACAAGGUAAAGUAGAGACAAGAACAGCAGUUGUAAAAACUAGAAAAAAAAUCACUACAACAAUUACAAACUACUAUAUUUCACGUCUUCAAGAAAAGGAAACGUCUGCUCAAUCCGGAACCACCGGAGAGACGGCUCAGUCAGUCUGUGAGGAUGGAGACGUUACAGAUGAAGGACAGGAACACCGUCUCCUCCUUGAGACUGACAAGUUGUCCAUGGAGCACGGUUUGGAAAACUUGUCCGGGUCAACUGAAGACAUCACAACAUGCAAAGAUGGAAACUCGAAUUACAUCACAUGGACAGUCGAUAUUGUCCUUGCUGUCCCCAAAGAGGAAGAUGUUGACGUCCCUGAAGCUCUUGAAAAAACGAAGAAGAAAACCAAAGAUUCCUCCACUGUUUCAGUGAAAGGCUUUAAAGCCCAGAGCUGCUAUCAUGUUGAAUACAAGCUGUUGCCGGGCGACACAGAGACAGUCAAAGUGGACCUGGUCGUGUUUGGACAAGUGGCAAAAAUGUACAAAGAAGACGAGUUCAAGAUCCUGAGAACAUGGCAUGAAGGAGAUCAGCUCUGGGUUGGUUGGACCCAGAACUUUGAGGUCAGAGUGGACAGGGAGACGCUGAUCAGUCUGCUUCCUCAUAAGAUCCAGCUCCAGGUCUGGAACAGUAAGGACAAACUGUGCAGCCUGGCCCGCUAUGAGAGGCUGAAGGCGUUCAGGUGGACCCAGGACCAGCCUGACGAUGCACCAGAGAUGUGUGGUGGUGGUAUCAAGGCGUUGGUUAACAAACUGAGAUCCUCAUGUGAGAGGAACACGUGUAAAAAGCACAGAGGAGAGAAACUGUUGAAUUCAGAGGUUGGAACAGAAACAGAUUUUCAAAAACCCACCGUUGAUGCAUUUGAUCUUGACGAGAUGAAGAAGAACGGCACUGCCUUGAUGGAAAUCAGACUUGUUUGUUUGUUAGCAGGUGAAACCUCGUUGACUGAGCGCUUCCCGGUCCGUUCAGCGGGUGUAUUUGAGGUCAUGUGCAACGUCUCUCUGGAGAGGGAGUUAAUGUCGGAGGAACUAAAGGCUGAACUCAACCCUCUGGUCAUCACUAUUCUGUCCGCCACCUCAAUGCCUUCAUCCCCCGUCUCUUUCCACAUCCUACAGGAUAAGUGUGUGCCUGUCUAUUGCCAGUACAAGUUCCACAACGUGAACAUGUACAGGACAGAGAAUCACGAGCACGGCACAAAGAUCUUCUUCAGAGACGUGAAUGUGAUCCUGACGGGCCUGAUGAGACCUGAAGAGCUCAAAGAGUUCCUCUCUGGUCCGCCUCUAGAGAUAGAAGUCCAUGAUCGUGACAGAAAGUUGGAAGAAACCCCAAGAACUCCAACAAUGUUGUGCGCAAGGUCAGAUGACGACAUCGGAAAAGCGAAAAAGGCGGCCAUAAUGAACUCCUACGGUAUUGCAAACUUGAACUUCUCAGAGCUGCUGCUUGGGAAGAAAAGUCUAAAGAUGCAACUACAAAUCAAAAGCUGCCCUCCAGGGAACAGGAAGAUGCUAAACACAGCUGAUCAGCAGCUGCCGAUGCCACAAGGCCAUUAUGUUGAAGCCAAUUCCCUCCUCAAAGUCGAAGUUGAGAUAGCUUGUCCGCUUAACGUUAAGAACGACAGCUUUGAACCACAGUCUUGUGACGGUCCUCCGUUUGGGCGCAUCGUCUAUCUCUUUGAUUACAACAACUUCUCUUUGAUGACCAAGCUGAGGUCGGAAAUCCUCCGAAUCAACGCCUCAGCUUUCCAUCUGGGCUCUCGCUCGCUGGAAACUGCACAGCAAGCCCUGUCGAAUUACAUAAUGAAUUUCAAGAACGACGAGAGCGAGGACCUGGAUGCUGUUACGGGAUUCCACGUGUCGGAUCAGAGGGUGCAGAUCUUUGUUCUCGAGGGGCUGAAACAUAAAGCGGUGAAGAGACUCUGGGAGGCUGUUCCUAUGAAGCUAAGUGGCAGUGAGGAGGAUCAGGUGAUAGUCCUCUACAACUCAAACCUGGGUUUCUUCAAGCGCAUCUACGACUCGUUGGAUGUGGGUCUGUGUCCUAUCAGUCUGUGUAAGUCUCUAGAGAGCAUCAUGAGACAGCCCAUGAUCUACAUUAGAGGAAUGCUCCCCCAACCCUGCUUCCAAGCUCUGCUAAGGUUAGUGACGUUACCUUAA
Messenger RNA from Notothenia coriiceps (black rockcod), 2214 nucleotides. RefSeq lists its product as uncharacterized. The record is from RefSeq and is a predicted model, not a curated record. The transcript has 9 exons. NCBI's taxonomy places the organism in Eukaryota, Metazoa, Chordata, Actinopteri, Perciformes, Nototheniidae. Bases 22 to 2214 code for a protein of 730 amino acids.